This is a messenger RNA of Talaromyces proteolyticus, 2038 nucleotides long. Its product is annotated as DNA replication/checkpoint protein. The transcript has 2 exons. The record is from RefSeq and is a predicted model, not a curated record. Gene Ontology annotation, molecular function: single-stranded DNA binding; DNA replication origin binding. NCBI's taxonomy places the organism in Eukaryota, Fungi, Ascomycota, Eurotiomycetes, Eurotiales, Trichocomaceae. Gene Ontology annotation, cellular component: DNA replication preinitiation complex. Gene Ontology annotation, biological process: double-strand break repair via break-induced replication; mitotic DNA replication preinitiation complex assembly; DNA replication. The coding region runs from base 100 to 1818 and encodes 572 amino acids.
CUACACUAUUUAUUCCAUCUAUCUCUAUCCAACCAACCCUCUCAAAACCUCAUUAUUUCGCCCUCUUAUUUUUCCUUCUGGUUAAAUAAACAUGCAACAAUGUCCCCCACCAAUGCGUUGAGCAGCGUCGAUGCAGCCCACCUCAACACGCUCCGCGCCGAACUGAAACAAUGGGAAAAAUUAUUCUCAGACGCGAACGGGGGUAAGAAAGCAGGAAGACAGGAUAUCAAGCAGGACCCGGAGAUAGCUGCUAAAUACAAAACAUACGGGCGGCUCCGCGCACUUGAGUCGUCGUCUACUAACGAAGCCGAGUCUGGGCCGAAAGACGGUACGAAAACACCGUCAAAAUUAGAGCAGCAGCAAGCACGGGGGAAACAUAAACACGGAGGAGAGAUCAAACACCAUGGACAAACACCGCCGAAGUCGCAACUAGAGCUAUUCACCCCAGCAAAGAACCGUACUAUAAACGACCCGCACCAUCCAGCGGAAUUAGACCCAUAUGACUCCCCCUCUGUGUUUCGGCGACUGUUCAGCCCGUCAACACACCGGCAGACGCAGCAAUCACCACUUCCAUUCAAGAAUGCUAUCGGGCCGACCCCGCAGCGUGAUGGGAAAGCAUUGGGCCUGUUUGAUUCGUUAUCAGCGUCCGGGGGGAGUACGGCGACGCCAUCCGCUCAGCGUGUUGCCAUGGUCGGAAAGGAUGUUAUGAAGACACCUUCUGGCGGGAAGCGGAAGCGGCUGGAGGGGAUUUCCGAGCAAGAAGCUGCAGAAGACGAGGAUGAGGAACGAGCGGUUCACUUAGGUCGCACACCUGCUUCGUCAAGCAAAAAACUAUACCUCGAGCGCUUUUUCGCGACACCGACUACCCUACGGUUCGCAAUGAUGGUUGAAAAUGAGGGAAAUGAGCGGACAGCAGGCACCACAAACAAGCUCUCUGCAGCAGAGACACACUCAGAUUCAAACCCGCUAGGUUCAGAAACACCGAGCUUUCUGCGUCGAUCGAAUUCAGGACGGUAUAUCCCAAAUCCCGACCCUUCGAACGGUCUAAGUCCGAUUGGUAUUCGAAAGACACAGCGAUUUGUCGGGAAGGGCCUUAGUGCGUUGGUGCAGGGGCUGCGGGAUAUGGAUAAAGAGCGGAUGCAGGAUGACUGGGAUAUACUGAGGGAUAUUGAAGCGGAACAGCAGCAGAAUGGGGCAGAUGUCCAAGUAGGCGACAGCCAAGCGCCGGUGUUGAAUAGAAACGAUCCUGAAGGUGAGAGUUGGAGUGGAAGAAUAUGGAAAAAGAAAGCCCCGAAACGAACGACGCGACUCGUCAAACUGAAGCCCGUCGUGCACACAAAACCCAAGCAAGCAAAAACAACCGCAAAGGAAACGAAUAAGAAAGCAGAAGCAGAGGAAAGCGAAGAUGAGCUAUUCUCCGGCGCUGUCCCUGUUCCUUCAGAAUCUACCUCUCGCCGCAAACCCCAAAAUGAUAAAAAACAUGAAGGAGGCGAAGAGGAAGAAGGCUUCAUCUCCGACAACUCCUCCGACUCCGACUUCGCCAAGUCCAGCACAAAAACCGAGCCUGCAUCUAGCUUCUCCGAGAAAAUAAAAGCAGCGAUAUCCAGUGUCAAAACGCCGCUUACCAAUCCCUCAAAAUCAGCAACAUCCAAAAGCAAAAAGAAAGCAAAACCCCAAUCAAACGAACACGACCAAGAAACAGAAAAAGCAACUAAAAGACGGAAAAUCAACCCGGAUGCACAUGCCAACUAUCGGUCGUUGAAGAUACGCUCUAUAGGGCAGCGCAGGUUUGGAAAGGGGAGGUUUGGACGGCGAUGAAAGGCACGACACCACACAUGCCGUGUACAGUGAAGUGGGUUGGUCUAUUGAGUUUGAUGAUAUAAAGUAACGAAUGAUGACCAUAUUUAUAAUUAUAUGAUUAGUGUUGCAUGCCGUUGGUGUUCACGUGGAGUUUAACGUGUUUAUCGCUAGGUGGUGAUAUAUACAGUAUGCAAUUGAGCGAUGAUCAAGGAUCAAAUUUACAGGUAAUUCAAGAGAU